CGCAGGGCACGUAGCGCAAGGACAGAGCCGUGUGAAGCCGCGCGAGGUGAGGACGGGCAGUCAGUACGGCGCGAGAAACGUGAGAGAGAAGGCGGUAGUGCACACGCGCGCGUAUACUUCAGCACAGCAAACACAGCGCAGAGAUCACUCGUGUCUGUGUUUGUUCUCUCUGUCAUCGUUUGUGCGAUUGUGUUGUUUUCGUGUUUGUGUGUGUGUGACUGAAUAGCACCCUUGCGUUAUCGGCACAAGUGUGCGACGGAAUUACUGUUAUCAGUAGAUUCGGUCGCCUUCCCAAGGCGGUAUCUUUCCAAGUAUUGCAAGUUGAUAAGCAUACCUACUGAUAAAACUGGAAGACUCGUUUAGGAAAUCAGCCCAAGCAGCCCUCCCUCCCCUCUAAAGGGAAAACAAACUUGGCCAAGAAAACCCACCCGCGUCCUCGCCGCCAUGGAAUCGUCGGCCGCCGCCCUCGUGUCGGAGAAGAGCUUGAGCAACCAUAGCCUCGAUGCCUUCGGCAGCAGCGACAGCGACGGCAGCAUUAACGGCUCCUCGGGCCAGGGAUCUCAGCUGCUGGUCCACUACCCUCGGCCAGCCACCGUCUUCGCCGCCGUCGCCAGCAUCAUCUUCAUCAUCGUGGGCAUAGCCGGUAAUUUAGUGACCAUCAUCGCCCUCAGCAGGAGUGUCAAGUUAAGAGUUCACGCCACCACCGCCUUUGUCAUCAGCCUGUGCGUCUCGGACUUGCUCUUCUGCUCCAUCAACCUUCCCCUCACCGCCUCCAGGUACAUCCAUGAAGCCUGGGUGCUCGGAGACGCACUCUGUAAGAUCUUCCCGUUCUUCUUCUACGGCAACGUAGCGGCGUCACUCCUCAACAUGGUCGCCAUCACCAUCAACAGGUACAUCCUCAUCGCGCACCACGGCCUCUACGACCGCGUGUACCGCCGCCGCUACAUCGGGCUGAUGAUCGCCUUCGUGUGGCUCUUCUCCUUCGGAAUGAUGGUGCCCCCGCUAGCCGGCGUCUGGGGGAAGCUGGGUCUGGACCCCCCCUCCUUCUCCUGCACCAUCCUCAAGAACAACGGCUCCUCGCCCAAGAAGUUCCUGUUCCUCUUCGGCUUCCUCCUCCCGAUGAUCGCCAUCAUCGGCUGCUACUCGGCCAUCUACUACAAGGUCCGCCAGUCACGCCUGAACCUCGCCGCCCACAGUGCCAACAGUUCCACGCCGGGCGCCAAGACAAACUCGUCUGCGUACGGUGCCCAGAUGGCCCGCAAGGAGGACCUGCGGCUCACCAGGAUGAUGCUGACCAUCUUCCUCUGCUUCCUAGUCUCCUUCCUGCCGCUCAUGAUCGUCAACGUCGCCGACGAUGACGUUGCCGUGCCCUCCCUGCACGUGCUGGCCUCCGUGCUCGCCUGGGCCUCCGCCGUCGUGAAUCCCUUCGUGUACGCCGUGACCAACCGCAACUACCGCACGGCCUACCGGAAGUUAUUUUGUACCCGUCGGAGCAAGCGCACGGGUCGGGCCUCAAAUUCGCAUUCCAAAAGCAACUCGUCACGCACUUUCAUUACUGACUGCCAAUACCACGCCUCGACAGGUCAGGUCACCAGCCCUGUCCUCUCUUGCCCUUCCCCUGAGGUGUGAGUCCAGCCCGCCGAACCUGGCCUCUCCUCGCCCCGGGCCGCCCUCAAACACGCCGCCGCCGCCCGCGCUUCCUGGAAGGGCAUCUCCGGCACAGCAGGCCACGGCGUCGCUUGGAUUUCCCCGCGAUGAACCCGGGUCGCCCACUGAGACGGCAGAGGCGGAGACACCCGCCAAUAGAGUCGAAAAUGGGUCAUCCCCGACGCCUACACCUCCUCCUCCUUCGUCAGACGAGGCUGCAGAAGCCAGGUCCUCGUCGCAGACCCCUGAACCCGGGCUCUCCCAGACUCAUCUACAAGCUUAGGCUAUCCUCUCUACUGGAGGAACUCGACAUCCCAUUCCUGACAGAGAAGCUGAAGGCGUCCGUCUCCACGCCGGGCUUGGGACUCGAGCCGCAUUCAGCGACGUCGAGCCACAACAAGCGGCCCUCGAGUUUCAUGUCGCCAAGGAGACUUCCGCCUUUCCUUGGCGCAUCUUUUUCGUCGUCGUCGUCCUCCAGCGAGGAGAUCGAGGCCGGGACGCCUUUGCCUGCGGCGUCGUCCACGCCAAAGUCGUUGGCCACAGUGUCGACGACGUGCGUCAUCGUCCACUCGCCCGAGCUGCCGACAGUCUCGGUCUUCGCGGCGCCGUCUGAAGACGCCGAGGGAAGUGAAACGGAACCUCAUUAAUAUUCACUAACUCGGAGAUGUUUCGAAUGAGGCAAGACUGCCCUUCGGGUGGACAAUGAAUAACACUUGAUAUCGUUUCUCGCUGGUUUUAUUGAAGAACGAUGAUUCUGUUACACUGUUUCAUUCAAUUCUCUUCACAUUAAUGCGUUUGUGUCUGGUAUAGAGAUGUAGCGAAGUGUGUUUGGAAAAUAACUUUUUAGUGAGUGUGCCAGUGAAGGGGUUAAAGGAGAGUCCUGUAAUGCCUUAGAUUUAACCACGAGGUACAAAGACGUUCCUGAAAAAGAAAAGGAAUGUCGCUUGGGACCAAAUAUACUGUAGGUUAAUAUUUGGAUGCUGCUAGUGAAACUGCAUGGUAAAAAGCGCUGAGUGUAUAUUAUCUUCUUUACUAUUUUAGUGAAAAUCUUGUGAAACCCAGGAAAAAUAGAAGCGUUACUUACGUUCAAUUUUAUUAUAUUUUUUCUUUCUUUAGAAAUUAGGGUACGCAGAUUUAUAGUUUUAUAUCGCAGGAGUGCGUUUUGGAGAGCAAAAAUCUCUUUUGAUAAAUAGUCAUUCCGUUGGAACCGCGCAUCUCAUAUUGUACAUAGCUGAGAGUCCAUUCUAUCCAUCACACGCACACGCACACGCACACGCACACGCACACGCACACGCACACGCACACGCACACGCACACGCACACGCACACGCACACACACACACACA
Molecule: messenger RNA, 2993 nt
Organism: Penaeus chinensis
Lineage: Eukaryota; Metazoa; Arthropoda; Malacostraca; Decapoda; Penaeidae
Product: protein trapped in endoderm-1-like
Exons: 6
Coding region: 445-1629 (394 amino acids)
Biological process (GO): G protein-coupled receptor signaling pathway
Cellular component (GO): membrane
Molecular function (GO): G protein-coupled receptor activity
Source: RefSeq, a predicted model, not a curated record